This is a messenger RNA of Talpa occidentalis (Iberian mole), 4110 nucleotides long. It is a transcript of the gene IKBIP, whose product is annotated as IKBKB interacting protein. The record is from RefSeq and is a predicted model, not a curated record. NCBI's taxonomy places the organism in Eukaryota, Metazoa, Chordata, Mammalia, Eulipotyphla, Talpidae. The transcript has 3 exons. The coding region runs from base 114 to 1244 and encodes 376 amino acids.
GAGCCGGGCGGGGGCGCGGUCUCUGCGCUGCUCCCCCCCGGGGCUCAGACGGCCACGUCCCGCCACCCCAGGGUGAAGACAGCGCCCCGGCUGUGUCCUCAGGGGCCCCAGAUAUGUCAGAGGUGAAGAACCGGAAGAAAUCGGGGCCCAAGGGCGGCCCCGCGGAGCCCGGGAAGCGGAGCGAGGGCGGGAAGAGCCCAGAGGCCCGGGGCGCUGGAGUCGGGCGCUGGGCCGACCCCCGCUCGGGCCUGAGCCUGCUGUCGCUGGGGACGUGCCUGGGCCUGGCCUGGUUUGUAUUUCAGCAGUCGGAAAAGUUUGCAAAGGUGGAAAGGCAGUACCAGUUGCUGAAAAUAGAAACCAAUGAGUUCCAAGGACUUCAAAGUAAAAUCAGUUUGAUUUCAGAAAAGCUUGAGUCCACUGAAAGUAUCCUGCAGGACGUUACAUCAUCCGUGUCCUUGGUGACCCAGUUUGAGCAGGAAGUAUCCAGCCUCCAAAGUAUCAUGCAUGGCAUUCAAGAUAGUGAAGAGAUGCUCACUCAAAAGAUGCAGAGCCUUCAAGAGAAAUUCCAGAAUGUUACAGGUUUCUGGAAGAGAAGCCUUGAAGAAAUGAAUGCUAAUACAGACGUUUUCAAAUCAGAAUCUAAACAUAUACAUUCUCAAGUUACUGUCCAAAUUAACUCAGCUGAGCAACGAAUAAAAUUGCUCACCGAAAGACUGAAAGAUUUGGAAGACAGCACACUAAGAAAUAUUAGAACAGUAAAAAGACAAGAGGAAGAGGAUCUCCUGCGAGUUGAGGAGCAGCUAGACUCUGACACAAAAACAGUUGAAAAGUUAGAAGAGGAGCAGCAUGCCCUCCUCGCCAGAGACGAAGACCUGACGAAUAAACUUUCCAGCUAUGAGCCCAAAGUUGAAGAAUGCAAGACACAUUUGCCAACAAUUGAAAGUGCUGUUCGCUCUGUUCUCAGAGUCUCUCAGGAUCUGAUUGGGACAGAAAAGAAAAUGGAAGAGUUGACCAUUCAGAUGUUUAAUAUGGAAGAGGAUAUGCUGAAAGCAGUGUCUGAAAUAAUGGAGAUGCAGAAAACCCUUGAAGGAAUUCAGUAUGAUAAUAGUAUAUUAAAGAUGCAAAAUGAACUGGAUGUUCUUAAAGGAAAAGUUCAUGACUUUAUAGUAUAUUCCAAUACAAGAGAAAAGGAAGCUAUAGAAGAAUAUAAUCUAGAAAAUAAAGAAAUCCAUGAUGAUUUUUGAAUUUACUACUUUUAUUUUGAUGAAUGACAUUAUCACACACACAUUCGAGGUAUUUUCAUAAACCUCAAUUUGUCCUGCAUUACUGCAAAGUCCACACAAAUGGAACUAAAUAAUACAGAUAAUCAAAAUUUAUAUCUUUAAAUACUAGAUAUUACUUCAUCGUAACCACUUUCGAUACAACUGUUUCUAAAAUACAUGUCUUUACUUUUUAAAAGCAAUGUGCUUAAUAUUUUUAACUAUUUUUCUAAUAUUAAUGGGUAUCAUUAUGAGUUUCUCCUCUGACAUUGUACCCAAAUAUAUUAGUGUCUCUAGGAGCUAUUGAGGAGUGUUGACCAUUUCACUAAAUGACCCCAGUUUGCUAUUUUCCCAAACUUAUGUGCACUUCUUGUAUCUUUGCUGUCAUCCAGGUUGGUGGUAAUGUGCCUGCCUCAGUUUACCAUAGGGUUAGAAUCCACAACCAAGUUCAUAAGAAUAUUGCCCAAAAUGAAAAGUAAUAUGCCUGAGGAAGAUCCUGGGGUGCUUUGCCAUAAAUACACACUUUUUGACAACUAUGGUGCCUAGGAAAUAUUUUUAUUUUUUGUUAAGGUUCUAAACUGUGUUCCAUGUAAGAAUGUUUAAAUAAGGGUGAAUAAUUCUUAUUGAAAGAUUUUUUCCUAUGAACUAAGUGUAUGUUUUCAAGUAUGAAAUUUUGGACUAUCUUUGUAUACUCUGGGCCUUUUUUUUUAAUGGUUCUCACGGUGUACAGACCUGAAUUUGUAAGAUACAUAAUCUCUAGAUAAGUUAUUCUACUUAGAAUAAAAUUACUCCAGUAAGCCCUGUGGCCUAUCUUAAAGAGGAAAAAGCAGCAUAAUGACAACUGAUGAUGAUGGUGAUUAUGGUUUUAAAACAUGUCCUUUUGGGCCUCCCCGGUGGCGCAGCGGUAGAGCGCUGGGUUGUGAAGCUGCCCGCGGCCUCUGCAGUGCCGGUUCGAUGCCCGGCUGCUCCCCGGCCACCGGAGGAGGGUCCCACAUGGCGCGCAGACCUCUCCUGCCGCCCGCUGCUCCCCCCAGCAGUGUACUUCGGUCCUUCUGCCUGCUCUGCCCCUCGCUCUGGCUCUGGUGAAUUCUCUCACCCUCCCGCGCUUCUGACUGUACCCAGUGCAUGUAUAAACAAAACAAACAAGCAAACAAAUAAAGAAAAACAUGCCUCUAUUAAAAAAAAUCUAAAAAAAAAAAAAAGGUGUGUUAUUUAAAAAAAAAAAAAAAAAAACAUGUCCUUUUAAAAAGUUAACAAAUUAACUUGCCAACCAAAUUUGUUUGACAUUUUGAUUUUAUUUUACUCAAAAUUAGAUUCAAUGUUAGAGUUACUAGUGAGAAGAUAUGAAUAUAGUAAGAUGAGAUUAGGGGAGAGACCUAGCCAAAUUUUUCCAAUGAGGACAAUCAGAAAUGUGCAAAGUUGGAAAAUAACUUAAGACUUUUAUUAGUAAACUGAUGUUAUCAAGUACGCCUAAGAUUGAUGUGGAAAAGUGAGUCAGCUGCACAUGGAAGUUCUUACUUGUUUGUUCUUAUGGAUAAGCCAAUUGUAGUCCCAGUUAUAUAAUGCAAUUUCAGUGCCAUUAAGGCAGUAAGAUACAAAGGAUAGUUGUGGCAAGGUUGUUUUACUAUGUAAGUUUGCAGAUUUUGGGGGAAACCCCAAAUAAACUCUACUUUGGGCUUACGAGGACCAAUUAUAGAAAGUCAUGGGUCAAAAUGAACUGGAGGGUGCUGCUCUCACCAGCUGUAGCUGUCAUUUCCAUGUGCACUGACAAUAUUUUAUCUGUUUGCUUCCAUUUUCACACUAAUAAACUAUAUUAUUAAAUUAACUUGAACUUUGUUGUCUCUACGUCCAUCUUGUCAGGGCAGAUGUGAUUUCUUGUCCUCUGAUCCUUCAUUAACUUAUAAAUAUCACAGUCAUGGUGGUUACAGAAAAUGUAUGGAAACAAAUGGGCCACUAUAUUGUAUUGUGACGGUUGGAAGGGAAACACUUUACAUUCUGCAGGGUCAUCUUAAUAGUGCCAGCUAUUUUUUACCUACUAUGUCUCAGUCAUAUUGCUAGUCACUUGGCUUGCAUUAUCACUGAUUCUCACUACAGCUCUGCCAAUUUACAAAUGAGGAGGUUGAGGUUCUACAAGAUUGGGAAUCUUAUCAUCAGGCUGCUAGAUCUGUCCAACCAGAGGCCACUACCUCCCACUAUACAACUGCAACCUGCUACUACUACUCAACCAGGGGAGGAAAAAGAAAUCUGCUGUUAGCAGAACUAUCUGAGAAUUCAAAAGGCUGAGAUUCAAUCAAAUAUAUCCACCUCCAUGUCACCAUUAAACCAGACUGUAAAUCACUCAAAAGCUGUAAUUGUGAUCUAAAGCAGUUUGUGCCACAGGCAUAGAAGGAAUCUGUAAAUGCUUAAGGAGAAUGGGAAAACAGUUGGAGAAAGCCCUACACUGGAAUUUUCUAAUCUAGGCUUUGCCACCAACUAUGUUCUUGGACAUUUUAAUUGUUUAAUUUUUAAAGGGAGGGAAUUACACCAAAUAAUCUCUUAAGAUUUCUUCUAUCUUUAAGAGGAUUAAAAUUGUAGAGACCCAUAAGAUAUUUCCAGGUCCUUUGCACUGUUCAAAGAUUCUUUAGCAAAGUUUUUGAAAGCCAGUUGAAACCAGAGAUCAUUCCCUUGAACCAUUGUGGCUCUGCUUAUAGACCCAGACAAUUUUUUUAUUACCAAAAAGGAUCUAGCUUAGUACCUUACAUAAAUAAGAACUUCCCUGAUCUUUGGAGCCAUUAGUAGUUUCCAUCUCUUGUGUCCAUCUUAGGCAAAUACCUUAAAUAAGUCUUGAUUUAAAAAAAAUACUUCAGUAAAA